AUGAUACCAAAUACUCCGACUCUGCUUCCAAAGUCCACUCACUUAUAUCAGUCCAUGCCCGUUGCGAUGACAAAGAUGAAUUCAUGUUAUGUCGAUGAAUCAGUGUCGGUGGAAAUAAACACAAAUGGAAGAACGACUAGUAAAGUAGUCCGUCAAUCGAUCAAACAACAAGAAGUCGACGAAAUGUGGCUGGCGGAAAUGUUCGAAGGAACUUGUUUCAAAAUUAUGGUCAAAGUCAAUUGGCGGGGUCCGAAGGCUGGCUUAGGGAACCUCUUUGGGAAAUCUUUAGGUUUUUCGCUUAGGCAAAUUUAG
Paraglomus occultum is the source of this 312-nucleotide messenger RNA. Lineage: Eukaryota; Fungi; Glomeromycota; Glomeromycetes; Paraglomerales; Paraglomeraceae. The record is from the annotation of a GenBank genome assembly.